UAACAAGUAACAAUUUAGCACAAGGACUUUUGCGGCAAUUGUAUUCUAAAAUCCCGGAAAUUUAUCACUGAUAUGGAAAACGAAUUCAAAUUGUCGCAUAAAGCCAAGAAAAGGAUCAAGGAAGUAAAAAGGAAAGCUCGACCAGAGUUAGCAGACAAGUACCAAUGGACCGCCUGCAAGUAUGCAGGUAACUUUGAGGAAUUCCUCAAAUGUAAUGACAAUGUAGACAGAAUAAGUGAGACCCUCGUCUCACCACAAGAAUUUAUAGAUAAAUAUGAGAAAAUUUAUAAACCGGUAGUAAUAACCAAUGUCCAGACAAACUGGAAAGCUAAUCACAAGUGGACUUUAGAUAGACUAGCCAAAAAGUAUCGGAACCAAAAAUUUAAAUGCGGGGAAGACAAUGAGGGUUAUAGUGUUAAGAUGAAAAUGAAGUAUUACGUAGAGUAUGCCAGGACAACGACUGAUGAUAGUCCGCUUUAUAUUUUUGAUAGUAGUUUUGGAGAGCAUCCACGGAGAAAAAAGCUCCUUGAAGACUAUGAGGCCCCUAUAUAUUUUAGGGAUGAUUUGUUUAAGUAUUGUGGUGAAGAGAGAAGGCCUCCAUACCGCUGGUUCGUGAUGGGGCCCCAGCGGUCGGGGACAGGCAUCCACAUUGACCCGCUGGGAACAAGUGCCUGGAAUGCUUUAGUGUUUGGUCACAAGAGAUGGUGUCUGUUUCCGACGCAGACUCCGAGGGAGCUGAUUAAGGUGACUGGAGCUAUGGGGGGGAAACAGAGAGAUGAAGCUAUUACUUGGUUUAAGCUUAUUUACCCAAAGACUCAACUAGAUAGCUGGCCAAAGGAAUACAAACCUGUUGAAAUUCUGCAGAAGCCUGGUGAAACAGUAUUUGUCCCUGGAGGUUGGUGGCAUGUUGUCUUGAACUUGGAUGACACUGUAGCAGUCACGCAGAACUUCUGCAGCCGCACCAACUUCCCUGUGGUCUGGCAUAAAACUGUCCGUGGACGUCCCAAACUGUCCAAAAAGUGGAUUAAGGUUCUAGAAGCCAAGGAGCCAGACUUGUACAAAAUUGCAAGUAGCAUGGACCUUAGCCAAGGGACUGGAGUGGCCUCGGACAGUUCAUCUAACAGUAGUUCCUCGAGCAGUGACAGUGAUAGCAGCUCCUCGGGUGGCUCCAGUGAAGAUGACAGUGGCCAGGAAAGCAUUUCUGCACACAAAAAGAAGAAGCGAAGGAAAAUGUGAACACCAAAAAGCCUUACUACUGUUAACCUAAUAAAAAAUCAAGCACCAAGACGUAUCCAAUAUUUAGUAAAUGUUAUUUGUAAGCCUGCCUUUGUUUUUUGUAUUAUUAGACAUAAACUUAAUUGACUAAUAUUAAUUAUCGUUGUUUUCAUAAUAAUGAACACUAUAUCUUUUUUGUUAACAGAAGACGUAAUAUUCUUACCGAAUAAAGUAUUCAUGCAGUGGAAGAA
This is a messenger RNA of Cydia amplana, 1466 nucleotides long. It is a transcript of the gene PSR, whose product is annotated as bifunctional arginine demethylase and lysyl-hydroxylase PSR. Gene Ontology annotation, molecular function: P-TEFb complex binding; histone H4R3 demethylase activity. Gene Ontology annotation, biological process: phagocytosis. Bases 73 to 1236 code for a protein of 387 amino acids. The transcript has 3 exons. NCBI's taxonomy places the organism in Eukaryota, Metazoa, Arthropoda, Insecta, Lepidoptera, Tortricidae. The record is from RefSeq and is a predicted model, not a curated record. Gene Ontology annotation, cellular component: cytoplasm; nucleus.